Molecule: messenger RNA, 9182 nt
Organism: Varanus komodoensis (Komodo dragon)
Lineage: Eukaryota; Metazoa; Chordata; Lepidosauria; Squamata; Varanidae
Product: nebulin-like
Exons: 66
Biological process (GO): cardiac muscle thin filament assembly
Cellular component (GO): Z disc
Molecular function (GO): actin filament binding
Source: RefSeq, a predicted model, not a curated record
AAUACUGCUUUUGCCCAGCGUUUCUCAGGAGGGAAGACAGUUGGAGAGGCUUUGCUGCUAAGAAAUUUAUUUAAAUAUUGCUGGUCUGACCUGAAAACAAAUAUACAAAGAAAAGAAUUACUGACGCAGACAGAGGGAGCAUCCAUACAUGCCUAUGGUGGGAAGAGAGAAGUUAACUUCAUUGACUUAAGUGAGUAGGUGACAGGCACUCUGCAAAGAUGGCGGACGAGGAGGAAUAUGAUGAAGUUGUGGAGUACUAUAUUGAAGAGGAGGUCAUUGAAGAUGGUGAACCAGGCGAGGUGAUUACUGAGAUAACUGAAACGACAUACACCACUGGAUCCUCUCCCUAUACUGUAACUACAAAGCGUACUACAGAAACGUCAAGGCAUGGCACUGAAAGUGUAACACAUGUUCCGGAAACUAGGCACACUCCUUCUGAACCAAAAGCUUCCCCUCCUGUCAGGAAAAAGGUUGUUCGGAAAAAAGUGGACACAUCUAAGUUUCUGACACCUUACCUGGACCACAGUUCAAAAAUGCAAAAGCUCUUCAGCGAUAAAAAGUACAAAGAGAAGUUUGAAAAGCAGAAAGGAAAGCCAGUUGCCAUCACAACUGACACUCCGGAACAUCGAAGAAUCAAGAAAGUGCAAGACCAGCUGAGUGAAGUUAAGUAUCGCAUGGCUGGGGAUCAGACUAAAACUGAUUGUCAUGUUGAUGAGAAGGCAAGAGACAUUGAACAUGCAAAGAAGGUUUCACAGCAAGUUAGCAAAGUUUUAUAUAAACAGAACUGGGAAGACAAUAAGGAAAAAUACCUGCUUCCCCCUGAUGCACCAGAGUUUGUGCAGGCAAUAAAAAAUACAGCCUUGUUCAGUAAGAAACUCUACACUGAAGACUGGGAAGCUGACAAAGCGAUGUACUAUCCUUAUGACGACAGCCCAGAGCUACGGAGAGUGGCAAAAGCCCAGAAGUCCCUCAGCGAUAUUGUCUACAAAAAAGGGCAUGAUGAACGCAAAGCUAAAUACACUCCUCUGCCAGACCCCCCUGAUGUGGAGCUCGCCAAGAAAGUAACCAGACAGCUCAGUGCUCAUAACUAUCACGAAGACUAUAACAAGAAGAAGGGCCAAUGGAGUCAAACCCCAUGCUAUGAUGUUGCAAUUGCCAGGAUGAAUUCUGACAACUUGAACACGAGAAAAUACCAGGAAGAAUGGGAGAAUCAGAAAGACCAAAUCUACUUUAUGCAAACAGAAACACCAGAAUAUGCUGUUAAUAAGCGAGCUGGAGUUGCUGCCAGUAAGGUGAAAUACAAAGAAGAUUAUGAAAAAUCCAAAGCUGCUGCAGACUACAAUGUGCUUCCAGCUACAGAGAACCCUCUGCUGAGGCACUUAAAAGCUGCUGGAAAUCUUGUGAAUGAUAGAUUAUAUAAGGAAGCGUAUGAAAAGGCCAAAGGAAAAAGCAUCAACUACUGCGAGACUCCAAAAUAUCAGAUCGACAACGUUCUGAAAAACUUCAGUGAUGUUAAAUAUAAAGAGGGAUAUCAGAAUGUCCUGGGCCGGUACAUAGGCAGCCCUGAGGACCCAUAUCUCGAACACUGCAUGAAAGUGGAAUCUAUAAAGAGCGACAAAAACUACAAAGCAGACUAUGAAGAUGAAAAGGCAAAUUGCUACUUCCCACAGACCAUAACUCAGGAGUAUGAAGUCAUGAAGAAACUAGACCAGUGCAAAGAUCAUGCCUACAAAAAGCAUCCUGAUAAGAUCAAAUUUACACAAGUGCCAGACUCGCCUGUUUUGGUCCAAGCUCAGAUUAAUUCCAAGCAGCUGAGUGAUCUGAACUACAAAGCCAAACACGAGGCUGAGAAAUUCAGGUGUUCCAUACCUCCGGAUGCCCCCUUAUUCCUCCAGUCCAGGGUCAAUGCCUACAAUGCCAGUGAUAACUGGUAUAAGUAUGACUGGGAGCAAUCGAAAGCUAAGAAAUUUGACAUCAAGUUGGAUGCCAUUCCGAUUAUUGCUGCCAAAGCAAAGCAGAAAAUUGCAAGCGAUGUGGAGUAUAAGAAAGGAUAUGAGCAGAGCAAAGGGAAGCUAAUUGGAGCUUUGAGUAUUGAGGACGAUCCCAAAAUGCUGCUUUCUCGGAAAGUGACCCAACAGCAGAGCGAUCUGUUAUAUAAGGAAGCAUAUGAAAAGUCCAAAGGAAAAAGCAUCAACUACUGCGAGACUCCAAAAUACCAGAUCGACAACGUUCUGAAGAACUUCAGCGAUAUUAAAUAUAAAGAGGGAUCUCAGAAUAUCAUGGGCCGGUACAUAGGCUGCCCUGAAGACCCAUAUCUCGAACACUGCAUGAAAGUGGAAUCUAUAAAGAGUGAUAAAAACUACAAAGCAGACUAUGAAGAUGAAAAGGCAAGAUGCUACUUCCCACAGACCAUAACUCAGGAGUAUGAAGUCAUGAAGAAACUAGACCAGUGCAAAGAUCAUGCCUACAAAAAGCAUCCCGAUAAAAUCAAAUUUACACAAGUGCCAGAUUCGCCUGUUUUGGUCCAAGCACAGAUUAAUUCCAAGCAGCUGAGUGAUCUGAACUACAAAGCCAAACACGAGGCUGAGAAAUUCAGGUGUUCCAUACCUCCGGAUGCCCCCUUAUUCCUCCAGUCCAGGGUCAAUGCCUACAAUGCCAGUGAUAACUGGUAUAAGUAUGACUGGGAGCAAUCGAAAGCUAAGAAAUUUGACAUCAAGGUGGAUGCCAUUCCGAUUAUUGCUGCCAAAGCAAAGCAGAAAAUUGCAAGCGAUGUGGAGUAUAAGAAAGGAUAUGAGCAGAGCAAAGGGAAGCUAAUUGGAGCUUUGAGUAUUGAGGACGAUCCCAAAAUGAUGCUUUCUCGGAAAGCGACCCGUCAGCAGAGCGAUCUGUUAUAUAAGGAAGCAUAUGAAAAGUCCAAAGGAAAAAGCAUCAACUACUGCGAGACUCCGAAAUAUCAGCUGGACAACCUUCUGAAGAACUUCAGUGAAGUUAAAUACAAAGAGGGAUAUCAGAAUGUCCUGGGCCGGUACAUAGGCAGUUAUGAGGACCCAUAUCGAGAACACUGCAUGAAAAUUGAAGCCCUGAAGAGCGAUAAAAACUACAAAGCAGACUAUGAAGAUGAAAAGGCAAGAUGCUACUUCCCACAGACCAUUACUCAGGAGUAUGAAGCCAUAAAGAAACUAGACCAGUGCAAAGAUUAUACCUACAAAAAGCAUCCUGAUAAGAUCAAAUUUACACAAGUGGCAGACUCACCUGUUUUGGUCCAAGCACAGACUAAUUCCAAGCAGCUGAGUGAUUUGAACUACAAAGCCAAACAUGAGGCUGAAAAAUCCCAGUGUUCCAUACCUCCUGAUGCCCCGUUGUUUCUCCAGUCCAGAGUCAAUGCGUACAACAUCAGUGAUAAUUGGUAUAAAUAUGACUGGGAGCAAUCAAAAGCUAAGAAAUUCGACAUCAAGGUAGAUGCCAUUCCGAUUCUUGCUGCCAAAGCCAAACAAAAAAUUGCAAGUGAUGUGGAGUAUAAGAAAGGAUAUGAGCAGAGCAAAGGGAAGCUAAUUGGAGCAUUGAGUAUUGAGGACGAUCCCAAAAUGCUGCUUUCUCGGAAAGUGGCCAAACAACAGAGUGAUCUUGAAUACAAAAAGGGCUAUGAAGCAUCAAAGGCCAGAUACACAGCACCUCUGGACAUGGUUCCAAUUGUCCAAGCAAAGAAGGCGCAGGAGAUUAUCAGCAAUGCAGACUACAAGCAUAUCAUUCACAAUUACUCCUAUCCUCCUGACAGCAUUAAUGUGGAGCUUGCCAAGAAGGCAAAUCUUCUACAAAGUGAUAAUGAAUAUAAAGCUGACUACAACAGCUGGAUGAAAGGCUGUGGCUGGGUGCCAUAUGGGUCCUUGGACGCAGAAAAAGUUAAAAGAGCUUCAGAUAUUAUCAGUGAGAGAAAAUAUCGUCAGCAUCCAGACACUCUUAAAUUUACACAGAUUGAAGAUGAUCCUCUUGUAGUGCAGGCUAAAAUCAACCAAGCACAGAGGAGCGAUUACCAGUACAAAAAAGACUAUGAACGUUCCAAGGGUAAACUGGUUGGCUUCCGGAGCCUCCAGGAUGAUCCAAAGUUGGUCCAUUAUAUGAAUGUUGCCAAGAUGCAGUCAGAGCGGGAGUACAAGAAAGCCUAUGAGGACAGCAAGACCAAAUACAACACUCCAUUCGACAUGGUCAAUGUUGUAGCUGCCAAAAAGGCACAAGAAAUUGCCAGCAAUGCCAAUUACAAGAACUUGAUACACCAUUACACUUACUUGCCUGAUGCUAUGAGCGUGGAACUAUCCAAAAACAUGAUGAAUAUACAAAGUGAAAAUCUUUACAGGGAUGAUUAUAAUAACUGGAUGAAAGGCAUUGGGUGGAUCCCGAUUGGCUCACUGGAUGUAGAAACAGCUAGAAAAGCAGGCGAAGCUUUGAAUGAGAAAAAGUACCGCCAGCACCCAGACACCAUCAAAUUUACCAGUGUGGUAGAUUCACCUGUCAUGGUCCAGGCUAAGCAGAAUGCGCUUCAGCUCAGUGAUCGGCUGUACAAAUCUUCUGGAGAGGAAAUGAAGCAUACAUAUCACAUGCCUGCCGAUGCACCUCAGUUUAUCCAGGCUAGAUACAAUGCAGCUAACCUCAGUGAGGCCUAUUAUAAACAUGACUAUCAUGACCUAAUAUCCAAAGGGCAUAACGUUCUGGGUGAUGCGAUUCCAAUUAAACUUGCCAAGGCAUCAAGAAAUAUUGCUAGUGAUUACAAAUAUAAAGAAGCUUAUGAGAAGGCAAGAGGAAAACACGUUGGUUUCAGAAGCCUACAGGAUGAUCCUAAGCUUGUCCAUUCUAUGAAUGUGGCAAAGAUGCAGUCAGAACGUGAGUACAGGAAGGACUAUGAAAAGAGCAAGACUUGUUAUCACACACCUGUGGAGAUGGUCAGUAUCCAAGCUGCCAAGCAGGCUCAGGAUGUUGCCUCUAAUGCCAACUACAAACACCUGCUCCAUCAUUACACAUACCUGCCAGAUGCCAUGAAUGUUGAGCUGGCAAGGAACAUGAUGCAAAUCCAGAGUGAUAAUGUUUACAAACAAGACUAUAAUAGCUGGUUCAAAGGAAUUGGAUGGAGUCCUCUAGGUUCACUGGAUGUAGAAACAGUUAGAAAGGCAGGGGAAGCAUUGAAUGAAAAGAAAUAUCGGCAACACCCAGACACACUCAAGUUCACGAGUUUGAUCGAUUCAAUGCCAAUGACUUUGGCGCAGAAAAACACCAAACAGCUAAGUGAUAUAAACUAUAAGGUGGAAGGUGAGAAAGUUAAACACAAGUACCACUUGGAUCCAGAUGUUCCUCAAUUUAUACAAGCAAGAGUCAAUGCCUACAACCUAAGUGAUCAUGCUUAUAAAGCUGACUUGAAGAAACUGAUUGCCAAAGGAUAUGAUAUGAAGUCAGAUGCCAUUCCUAUAAUUGCUGCAAAAGCUUCACGAAACAUUGCCAGUGAUUACAAGUACAAAGAAUCAUAUGAGAAAGACAAAGGAAAGCAAGUUGGCUUCCGAAGCCUGCAAGAUGAUCCUAAAUUGGUCCAUUAUAUGAAUGUGGCCAAACUACAGUCAGAGCGUGAAUACAGGAAGGACUAUGAAAGCAGCAAAACAAAAUAUCACUCACCUCUGGACAUGUUCAGUGUGGUGGCUGCUAAGAAAGCCCAGGAUGUGGCUACUGAAAUGAAUUACAGACAGUAUCUUCAUAACUACACCCUUUUGCCUGAUGCCAUGAGCGUGGAAUUGUCAAGAAACAGGAUGCAGAUUCAAAGUGAUAAUCUUUACAAAACAGAUUUUAAUAACUGGCUGAAAGGAAUAGGCUGGGUGCCAAUUCAGUCUCUGGAAGUGGAGAAGGCAAAGAAGGCCACUGACAUUCUUAGUGAAAAGAAAUAUCGUCAGCACCCGGAUACGUUGAAAUACACCAUUGACAUGGAUGCCAUGGAGCAGGUGCUUGCCAAGCAAAACGCUCAUACCAUGAAUAAGAGACUGUAUGUUGAAAAAUGGAACAAAGAGAAGACUGACGUUCAUGUGAUGCCUGACACACCAGACAUACUCUUGUCUAAAGCCAAUCAAAUCACCAUGAGCGAUAAACUAUACAAGUCUGGCUGGGAAGAAGAGAAGAAGAAGGGUUAUGAUCUGAGGCCAGAUGCCAUCUCAAUAAAAGCAGCCAAAGCUUCCAGGGACAUUGCAAGUGAUUACAAAUACAAACUGGCCUUUGAGCAAGCAAAGGGAAAGCAUAUUGGUUUCCGUAGUCUGGAAGAUGACCCUAAGCUGGUGCACUUCAUGCAGGUUGCUAAGAUGCAAUCAGAACGUGAAUACAAGAAGGACUAUGAGAGUUCAAAGACCCGGUUCCACACACCAGUUGACAUGUUCAGUGUUGUGGCAGCCAAGAAAGCACAGGAAGUGGCAACUGAUGUUAAUUACAGGAAUAUUAUCCACAGUUACAAUGUUUUGCCUGAUGCUAUGAACCUUGAAUUGGCCAAAAACAUGAUGCAGAUUCAGAGUGAUAACCAGUACAAAGCAGACUACGAUGAAUUCAUGAAGGGGGUUGGAUGGAUGCCAUUAGGAUCUCUAGAGGCUGAGAAAAAUAAGAAAGCUAUGGAGAUUGUCAGUGAGAAGAACUACAGGCAGCAUCCAGACAAGCUAAAGUUUUCUAUUUUAAUGGAUUCUAUGCCCAUGGUCUUGGCUACAAAGAAUGCCAAAAUUAUGGAUGAGCGCUUGUAUACUGAAGCUUGGGAAAAAGACAAGACUACAAUCCAUGUGAUGCCAGACACUCCUGAAAUCAUGCUAGCAAAACUCAACAAAUUAAACUAUAGUGAAAAAUUGUACAAACUGGCUAUGGAGGAAUCAAAGAAGAAAGGCCACGAUCUACGUGUUGAUGCUAUCCCAAUUCAAGCUGCCAAAGCAUCCAGAAUUAUUGCCAGUGAUUACAAAUAUAAGGAAGGCUAUCGGAAGCAACUUGGACACCAUGUGGGAGCGCGUAGCAUAGAAGAUGACCCUAAACUUGUGCAUUCGAUGAAUGUAGCCAAGAUGCAGAGUGAGAGGGAAUAUAAGAAAGACUUUAUGAAAUGGAAGACCAAGUAUUCCAGUCCUGUGGACAUGCUGGGGAUCUUGCUGGCCAAGAACUGCCAGAAACUGGUCAGCGAUAUUGAUUACCGCAAUUACUUGCACCAGUGGACAUGCCUGCCAGAUCAGAAUGAUGUCAUCCAGGCUAAAAAGGCAUAUGAGUUACAAAGUGAUGUUGCUUACAAAUCUGAUCUGGAAUGGCUGAAAGGUAUUGGCUGGAUUCCUUCUGGCUCCAUGGAAGUUGAGAAGGUGAAGAGAGCUGGAGAAAUCCUAAGUGACAGGAAGUACCGGCAGCCACCUGAUCAAUUCAAGUUUACCAGCAUCACAGAUUCUUUAGCGAUGGAAUUGGCAAAGCAUAAUGCUGAGACAAUGAACAAGCGGUUAUACACUGAAGCCUGGGAUGCUGAUAAAACAUCAAUUCAUGUCAUGCCAGACACUCCAGAGAUUUUGCUGGCAAAGGCAAACUCAGCUAAUAUAAGCCGGUCACUUUAUAUCCAGGGAUGGGAAGAGACUAAGAAGAAAGGAUAUGACCUGAGAGCUGACGCAAUUCCAAUUAAGGCUGCAAAGGCAUCGAGGGAUAUAGCUAGUGAUUAUCAAUAUAAACUGGCAUAUGAGAAGCAGAGAGGGCACUGCAUUGGAUUCCAAAGUGUUGAAGACGAUCCCAAGAUGUUGUGUUCCAUAAAUGCAGCCAAGAUCCAGAGCGAUAGGUUGUACAAGCAAGACUUUGAGAAGUGGAAAACAAGGAUCCACUGCCCUGUUGACAUGCUGUCAAUCUUGCUGGCUAAGAAUUGUCAGAGCUUGGUCAGUGAUGUGGAUUAUCGCCGUCACUUGCAUGAAUGGACUUGCCUGCCAGACCAGAAUGAUAUCAUUCAUGCAAAGAAAGCAUACGACCUCCAGAGUGAUAAUGUGUACAAGUCAGACUUGGAAUGGCUACGUGGUAUUGGUUGGAUUCCAGAGGGUUCUUUGGAUGUCUUAAGAGUGAAGAAGGCCCAAGAGAUCCUGAAUGAGAGAUUCUACCGCCAGCGGCCAGAAACGCUGAAAUUCACCUCUGUUGUUGAUUCCCCAGAUAUUGUCUUGGCUAAGACCAAUGCUCUACAUCAGAGUGGGGUAUUAUAUCGUGAGCUCUGGGAUAAAGAAAAGACACAGUUCACACUUCCAGUGGAUACUCCUGAGAUCAUUCUGUCCAAAGUGAACUCUCUGAACGUCAGCAAAAAACAUUAUCAAUUAGGGUGGGAAGAAGCUAAGAGGAAAGGUCACGACUUAAGACUAGAUGCUAUUGAAAUCCAACAUGCCAAAGCUUCUAGAAACAUUGCCAGUGAGUACAAGUACAAAGAAGGCUACCGUAAGCAACUGGGACAUCACGUGGGAUGCCGUGACAUCUAUGAUGACCCCAAGAUGGUACUGGCUAUGCACGUAGCCAAGCUGCAGAGUGAGAGGGAGUACAAGAAGCAUUUUGAGAAGUAUAAGACCAAGUUCAAUAGCCCAGUGGACAUGCUGUCCAUCUUGUUGGCCAAGAACUGUCAGAAACUGGUUAGCGACAUUGAUUACCACCACUACCUGCAUGAAUGGACCUGUCUCCCAGAUCAGAAUGAUGUCAUCCAAGCCAAGAAAGCAUACGAGCUACAGAGUGAUAAUCUGUACAAAUCAGACUUGGAAUGGUUGCGUGGCAUUGGCUGGAUGCCCGAAGGCUCUGUGGGAGUGGUCCAUGCGAAAAAUGCUCAAGACCUUAUCAAUGAAAGAUUGUACAAGCAACCACCAGAUGCACUGAAGUUCACCAGUAUUGCUGAUCCACCACCAGUCAUCCUGGCUAAGACCAACAGCCAGCAGAUCAGUGAUCGCCUGUAUCGUGAAGCCUGGGACAAAGACAAGAUUCAGAUCAGUAUUCCAGUGGACACCCCUGUCAUGUUGCAAUCUAAGAUUAAUGCUCUGAACAUAAGCAAUAAACAUUAUACUGGAGCCUGGGAUGAGGCAAAGGCUAAAGGUUAUGAUAUUAGGGCUGAUGCAAUUCCAAUCAAACACGCAAGAGCCUCUCGGGAUAUUGCGAGUGAGUACAAGUACAAAGAAACCCACGAGAAACAGAAAGGCCAC